GUACUGCUGUUCCUUGCUGCUGUUCCACGCUGCAAGAGCCCAUCCAUGCUGCUGCUGCUGCUGAUGAUGAUGAUGAUGAUGAUGAUGAUGAUGAUGAUGAUGAUGAUGAUGAUGAUGAUGAUGAUGAUGAUGAUGAUGAUGAUGAUGAUGAUGAUGAUGAUGAUGAUGAUGAUGAUGAUGAUGAUGAUGAUGAUGAUGAUGAUGAUGAUGAUGAUGAUGAUGAUGAUGAUGAUGAUGAUGAUGAUGCUCCCUGCAGUUAGGUAUAUGUUUGUGUACUCUCUCUCUCUAUUCAUUA
Molecule: messenger RNA, 295 nt
Organism: Closterium sp. NIES-67
Lineage: Eukaryota; Viridiplantae; Streptophyta; Zygnematophyceae; Desmidiales; Closteriaceae
Source: the annotation of a GenBank genome assembly